Recurvomyces mirabilis is the source of this 963-nucleotide messenger RNA. RefSeq lists its product as uncharacterized. The coding region runs from base 1 to 963 and encodes 320 amino acids. The transcript has a single exon. NCBI's taxonomy places the organism in Eukaryota, Fungi, Ascomycota, Dothideomycetes, Mycosphaerellales, Teratosphaeriaceae. The record is from RefSeq and is a predicted model, not a curated record.
AUGACGGACGCUAGCCAGACGGCUUCAACAAAUGCAUUAUCCAUACUGCUGGAUGCAGCACCUAGCGAUGUCGCGAAGAGCGUGGAGUCUGUUAUCUCGUCAUUGUCCACAGCGUUUGCGGGCCCGUCAGCAUCACCAUCAAAUACACCUUUGAUUCCGACCAGCCUAACUUCGCAACCUACGCGACCCACAUCCUUCUCGACCUCAGCAAUGCUACCCUCAUCAGUCACACCUGACUCCUCGUUACCUACCAAGAUAUCCUCGCCCACGCCCUCAACAAUGAUGACAGUGGCAAGCCAGCCAAUUACGACCAGCACGUCAACAUCAACGCCAGCACCAACAGCAGCAAGCACUUCACAUGGCGCAGGACAACUCAAGAACGCAUCAGUAGUCGGCAUAGCCACCGGUCUGGUAGCAGGCGCCGUCCUCAUCUUCCUAAUAGGCAUCUUCCUCUGGCGACGACGAUCUCAAGGCAAGGCACCCUUCGCCAAUCGCCGACCUUCACAACGCUCGAGCAGGAAAGGCAGCAAACGAGUCUAUCCGGAAGAAGCCUUCCUCUACGACCCGAAAAUGACCCCACGUGCUGCUUCGCCAUCCUUAGAAGGAGAAAGACAUAGUCGCGACGAAUCAGCCACGAGCUUGAUACCGGAUCCACGCAGAGGCACCGUCGAGCUAUCCUCCGCUCCGCCCAGUCCACCACAGCGACCUACGAGUCCACUACUUUCACCCGUCGCAGUCGCAGAGGAACGGAGAAGUCAUAAUGGGAGCCCAAGUAGAGAAAGGCGAAACAGUGGAGGCGGUAGUCCUAGUGGGAGGAGGAGUAGGAGCUCACUAGCUGUGAGUCGGACGGAUCUGACGAGGCCGAUGAGUGCGAUUUGGGAAGAGCCGCCGAGACCUUCUGUUGAUGCUCGGACAGGAUUAUUGAGUCCCGGGCCGGUGAACAUGGCGAGGCAUAGUGCUUGA